AUGGCAUAUACGAAGCCGCAAAAAAUGUCGGAAAGGAAAUCUAUAAAGAACACGGUAAGUUGGCACUAACAAACUUUACAGAUGUUACCCAGUCGCUUCAGAGAUUUUCGGGUUCCAUAAGCUUAUUUGUCCUCUUCUGUAAUGCUACCCUUCACUAUCAAGCCAAAUAUAAGCUGCAAAGCAUUAAUUCUCUGCGUGCAAAAAUAAAGACUGUCUGACUGGAGGAUGUAUUUAUUUUACAAGCUUUUAUUUGAAAUAAAAUGUGGAACUCUUGACGGUAAUCCAAAUAAAUGGGAACAACAAAAAAAGAGAGCGAUGAUGGUCAUUUGACACUGAAGUUAUAGCCAGUAAUGUUUUCGAUGGCAGAGAUGACAGUAGUGUUGAUGCCAAUGGGGAUAUUGAUGAUUGUCAUGGAAAAUGACUAUUACAUCGAUGAUGAUAAUGAUGAUGACAGUGAUGAUUGUGAUGUGUAGGAAAAGUGUGAAUGUUUAGAAGCUCCAUUAUCUUGUGUAUCGGGAUGCAGUGCCAUGAGUUGUGUAGAUCGUGCCUCAAAAGACAUCUGUCAGUAACAGUUAACCUCCAAGUGAUGAUUCAGUGAUAAGAGUUUAAGUUAAAAUACAGAAUGCAAUCAAGUAAAUAAACUUAAAAUUUGUUGUGAAUAAAGUUGUAUUACUUUACCUUUUCAUUCUUCCCUAGUCAAGUAUGGCUCUUGCUGCUGUAGCUUUGCAGGAUCACAUGGCUCGUUCACUAUCCCUUCAUGAUCCACUGAAGAAAAAGAAAAUUAACCACAGCUUACCUGUGAAAAAUAGCAGAAAUUUAACAUCAAAAGAAAAAUGUAGCAGGAAAGAUGAAGAUCAGAAAAAAGAAUAUGUUCUUGAUCCUAAACCAGCUCCACUGACAUUAGGCAAGUGUAAUGCAGAUGUUGUGGUUCAAUUUAAUCCUUGGUUUAAAUUUUUCUCUUUAUCAUACAAUCAUUAUCAUACCCAAAAACAAAAGGAAACAAAAUUUAAACCAUGGAUAAAAUUGAACCACAACGUACAUUUUGCAAUAUAAUAUACUGAUAAUAAUUUAUAAUCUUAAUUAUGCAAAUAUCUCUUCCAGAUUACCUAGCGGUUUCUAGGGUAUGGCACCAAUCUCCUGGUCUCCCUUAUAAGUCACCAAAUUUCCCAAUGUCUCAAUCAACCUUUGAGCUUUUUUUGUGUGUCAAUUUUUAAUUUAGUGCAUAUUUAUCUCAAAAUCUAAAAAUUUCUUUCAUGCACUCACAGUUUUUGUGGCCAUCAUUUACAAAACCAACAGUAUUUCGUACACCUGUAGAACCAAUUUUGAUGGUCUGUAUUAGUUUAUUCAUGUUUGUGGGCUCGUUUACAGAGAUAUGUAAUGUGUUUGGGUAUGAGGUCGAUUUAUUCUGACCAUGGACCAGAGAAUCGAAGGAGUGGUUUUAUCGUGGAUAUUUUUGAGGGUGGGGUAAUGCAAAUGAGUCUACAGAUUUAAGAUCUCCUGAUGUUGGCAUCUCUGGUUCUGUUAGCAGUAUCUCAGUCUUGAAUGUGCACUCGUGUCCAAUACACACGAACUAAGUCAAGUCGUCUGUCAUCAAAGUCGACCAGUCUACUGAAAGUCAGGUCGUGAGAUGCCAAACGGAAGUAAAACUCGAUCUUCGGAAGUCAACAUCACUUAUCUGCUCCCCCAUAUAAAUCUUGAUGGAUCGUGUCGGAUGGUGACAGGUUGUAUGACCCAAAUUUGUUUAAGUCUCUCGCCACCCAACAACCAGAAAGUCGGGUCAACUAUUUCCCUUGAUGGGUGAUCACCACCCUUUUCCCUUUAAAUCCACAACCUGACUUCUGGUAGACGGGUCGACUUGAACGUCAUACGACCUGACUCAGUUCGUGUGUAUUGGACAACCCUUGGAAUGGGGGUGAUAAAAAAUUGACCCAAGUUUUUGCAAAAAGAGUUGGUAUUGAGGGUUUCAAAUCCAUACCCUGUUUAGGAUAAAAGGAAACUUACAGCAUAGUUUUCAACCAUCCCCUCGAUUGAUAACAAGAGUAUCAGGCUGCUGAGGCCCAUAUACAUCUGUAAAAUCAGAAUCAUAGCUUCUGGUUAAAUACAGUGGUUGUAGCUUUGGCUCCUGUGUAGAGUUUUGAGAGGCGCCUUUUAAUCUCAUUCAAUUUUUCCAGAGCUCUCUCUAAAUCAGGAGAAAUCAGACAAAAUAUUGUCUAGUUGUUAAUUAACAAUUUUACAAUUAUAUAGCUCAGAAACUUGGCCUUGUUGAAGCUCCAGAAGUUUUACUAUCUGACAAAGAAUGGAAAGAAGUGAAGGAAAAGUCAAAUGCCAGACAAGACUCCUCACAGCCUUGUGUUAUCUGCAAAGAGGACUUUGGACUUCAACAACAAGUAAGCCGUUUAGAUCAGUAUGGAUGCACAGGCAUCCAAUCCUCUGUGUUUUGUUCAGUUUUUAUCUUGCUUUUUAAAAUAGUAAAAGUGGAUAUAAUGAAUUAUAUUUUAACUAGCCUUGUUAUUAAGGAGACAAUCUAGUUCUGUUCAAAAUAAUUUAUUGUGGUCAACAAGAGGAGCCCACUGUGACAACCCUGAUCUCCAGGUUGUUAUUACCUUACUCUCUAACUCUAAAACUUGCCUUAAAAUCCUUGCUAUUUCUAGUAGCAUAGUGUUUUGAGUAAUGAAAUACUAAUUCUUAUGUUCAACUUUUCCAGCCACUUAUAUCCAAGUCUUUGUCACACUUCCCAAUGAUCCUACAAGGAUCAGUAUCGCCUUCACAAUUCUCAUGUCCCACAUCCUUGCAAUUUCUCUUUAAGCUCCUGGUAUUUUUGAAACUUCUCAUUCUCCUUUUCACUAAUUCUCUUAUCCCCUGUUAGAGCAAUAUCGAUAAUGGUACACUUUCUCUCCUGUUCAGUUUUUUACAACAACAAGGUCCGGUCUUCUAGCCUCAAUGACUUGGUCACAUUGGAUGUUCGUAUCCCAUGUGCAGUAGUUUAACUUCAUUGUUUCACUUGAACUGUCAGACACUUGUUCAUACCACUUUUCUUUUUUUUUCUUUCUUUCUUUUUUUUUCCAGAUGACAUUUCUUACAUAACUUCCAAUGGACUACUUUUGCAAUAUAAUUGUCAUGUCUCUGUUUUUGGGGGGAUUCUGCCGUCUUGUCAAUAUUAUGGUAUACAUAUAGUUGGUUCUGAGAGCUUUUUCCUGGCCUGCAUGAGUAAGUGCUUGUGUUUGGAUAUUCAAGUCUGCUUUUCAUAACCAGCUCCAAGUUUCUCUUGCAUGCAUUGUUUCGGUUGUUUCUCUUACAGCCUCUUUUCCUUCCAACUGUUGCAUUUUCAUUGUUGCGAGAUGUCUUGGAUUCAUCUUUACUGACAGUUUCCUCACUUUCAAUUACCCCCUAAUCACUAUCAUUAAAAAAAUAUGGACCUCUUUUUACAUAUUUUGGUGAUGUUGUUGGCAGCAUCAUUAAGAUUAUUCGACCACCUCCCAGAAUACUUGUAUAUUUCAAGGGAAAAAAAAAUGAACGAAAUCUUUAAACCUUUUCCUCAAUGAUAAAAAUGCCACAUAAUGCAAACUCUACAUAAUAAUUAUACUGUUAAACAUUGUAAAACGUGGAAGAACUGUGACUAUUUUUGUUUGCAUACACUCUUGUUGAAAUUUUUUCUGCUUUAUGUUUUAGGUGUUGUUAUCCUGCAGUCAUGUUUUUCAUAGGGUGAGUUAAAAGAAACCUGUUUUGUUUGCAAACAUUUUUUUUUGGCGAUAUUGUGAUGUUCAAAGUACACGUACUGUAUUGGAUGUUUGACAUUAUUUCUCAAGCAAAGUGGCUUUAGAAGAAGACAUGAAUUGUUUUUUGCGUUGAUUUUCAAAAAUUCAAUAUACAUUAAUAUAUCCUUUGUACAUGUAUGUUGAUAUUUAUUUAUUUUAUGCAUUUAUUUAUAUAUUUAUUUAUUCACCUGCAGACUUGCUUGGAAGCCUUUGAGAAGUUUUCAGGUCGCAAAUCAUGUCCAAUGUGCAGGAAAGAGCAGUACCAAAGGCGGAUAAUCCAUGAAGGAGCACGAGAGUACAGAGUUAAAUGCGCAACGAGGUAUGUGACUGUUCUGCCAUAGCUUGAUUUACGGCAUUCUUUAAGACUGAUGGGCUAGUUACAGUCUCAGACAAAAAAGGUUGGGACACUUCCACUGCCGAACGCUGAUUUUUUCUUUCCCUUCUUUCUCCUCUCCCUCCCAAUGUUGUUUAUCGAACUUAACCAGGGGCACCCAGCGAGAAUAUAGUACAAAACCACUAAAACAUAGUAUUUUUAAACGUAUUUUAGUAUUUAAACGGUAGAUAUAGGCAUAUUUUUUUUUCACCUGUUCGGAUUUCCUAGCUGAAAGUCUAGUGAUCCGAAAAUUAUAGGGAUCAAAACUUACCUUUUCGAUAAUUUCAGUCAGAAAAAAGGUUCCCGAAAAUUCUAGGUGACCUUUUUAGGGUAAAAAUCCUUUAAAAUGGGCAAUUAUACCAUUUUUUAGAUCCUCGAAAAUCCUAGGAGAGGCAGGCAAGCAAUAAAUUUUACAACAAAUAUUCUGAAAGUUCUAGAUCUCAAAUCGUCUUCCGAACAGAAAUUUUCCGAAAAUUGACGUUGGGUGCCCCUGAAUCUUGCACACCAACAUUAGGAGGGCGAGAAGACAUUCAAGUACCCCCAACAAUUUUGACUGAGACUCGAGUUUGACAGGAUAUAUAUUUUGCCGGCGAGGCGGGAGCAGCAGUAUUAUUUUUUUUGAAGAAACACUGGAGAGCCUGUCGGGCACUUACUUAGCCUGCGUAGCAUGGCGGUUUUGUCGAGCCGGGGGCACGAGCAGCGAAGCCGCGAGAAAAAUAUUCAGGUAGCUCCUGCCCCAAUCUCCUUGCGGUAUCUCUGCCCUCGCCCGCCUUUAUUACUUAGCGCGCCCAACCAAAACCGCCUUGCUACGCAGGCUAGCACUUACUUUUCAAUCUGAAGCAGCUACAUGAAAUUCAACAACUUCUCGAUGGUAUCCGGUCUACCUCGCCACCAAAACCUCUCGCCACCAACGAAAUUGCCACCAAGAAAUAUAUAUCUAAAUACUUAUCUAAAGGACAAGUCUCUAAAAGAAAUUCUUUGACUUUAGAUUUGCAAUGAAAUUUAAGGAGGUAAGUUUCAAGUGACAAUACAUGUAUUAACCAACUUUCAUAAGAAAGGCUGUUGGAUUCUAAACACUGAAUCGCACCUCUCGAACAAUGCAAAUAAGUAAAUGGUACUUUUAAAAAUGGUAUUAAAAAGUCGCGGUUAUUUAGAAAAAAAUAAAACUAAAGAUGGCAAGUUCGACGCAAGGUGUCAAUUAAAAUCGAUGGACAAAUAUUUGGGCUUGAGGAAGAAGUAAAAAUCCCAGGUAAGUAAACAGUGUCAAUUAUUGCAGAGUUACUGUAUUACCUGGUGGCGAGUAGACUUCUUGGUGGCGAUUUCGUGCCAUUUUUUCUCAUGGCCCAUCUCAAAUUCGACCAGCCCCCCCUCCCCCAUCCCACCCCCGUUACCUGAUAAAAAAGUAAACGGUGACUUAGAACCCUGUGCGCACGUUCAUCAUCAUCAUCAUCAUCAUCAUCAUCCUCUUCAUCAUCAAUCUUAAUUUAUACACCAAAUCGUGUCACUUUUACAUGGUCUUCCUAGGAAUCGUGUGUAAAAUUAUACUAAAAUACUCUAAGAAACUACUUGACUAUAAAGUUAAAAAUACAAAAACGUAUAUUAUAAUAAGACUUACAAUACAAUACAAUACAAUAACUUUAUUUAAAGAGGAAAGCGCAAUAACCUAUUACAGUUUUCUAACUUACAGUUACAAUGAGUCACAGUGUAUUAAGAUAAUCUUUCCCAUGAAAUGAAGUUUUGAAAACAUUUAAACUAGGCAAGUUUCUAAUCUCCGAGGGAAUCUUGUUCCACAGAACAGAUCCUCUGUAAUGUAGUCUCCCUUUUGCACGUUGUUCUCUUGCCUACAUAGUACGUGAAGUCGUCUCCGUGCCCUUUUAGCCAAAGAAGCACACGAGUAACGAGGGCUCCUAUGUUUUCGCCUUCCCUCGCGUGUCUCUAGUCUUUCUAAAAAGUCCUUCGUCGGAUUUAAUAUGGCGUGGGACGAAAACUCUCUCGACUUCGUCGCUCGGUCUGCUGAGCGCGCUACGCUCGCCAAACUCGUGAGGUCGACUUGUAGCAAGUCUAGCGUGUCUCCUACACUUCUCCCACUUGGCUAAAAGGCAAUGGAAACGUCUUUUACGCGGGAUAGCUCUUCCCAGGUUGGGCAUUUUGUUUUGCCAUUUAUGUUUUUUGGUUGGUCUUUGAGCAGAAUUCAAGCUGCAUGGCGUGGUUACUUAGUACGUCAGUGGUACAAGAAGCUGAGAGAGUCUGUUCCCCCAAAUGAUCCCAAACUGCGAAAAAAGUUUUAUGAAGACAAGGUAAACUUAUUUCCCAUACACACGGCAAAAAGCUACAAGUGUCUAUGCAAUUUGCUGAUUUUUUGCCUAGCAUAGAAUUAACAGGUAUAGAGCUUUUAAAAUUUAAAGGUUAGUCCUUUGGGUUUACUUCAGGGCGACAGUUUUUCAAAUAUACCAAACAUGUUUCGGGCAACACUAUCAAGCGUAGAUGCUGCCAAAUAUCGAGGAGAUUUCAUUAAUGAUGCCAACACACGAUUUCGUCCACAUAUGAAACUUCAUACUAUUCUAAAAUUGAUAGUGCUACCAUUAUAACUAGAACUACACACUAAAUGAAUAGUACCACGUUAACAAGAGGUUUCAUUUGAAUAUAUAGUCACACCGUAGUAUAUCAUCCACGGACUCAAAAGUUAGAAUUACAACUGUACGCACUAAAUAUAUAGCAUCAUGUUAAAGUACUGCUGAAGAGGUUUGAUUUGAAUGGUAACACCAUAGGAUUUCAUCCACAAACUCAAAAGUUAGAACUAGAUUCUAAACAGGUAGUACGAUGUGAAAGUACGGUUGAAGAGGUUUAAUUUGAAUGGUCACACCAUCACUUGGGAUUCUGUUUCCAAUUGUUAAAAGGUUUAUUUUCUCAAUGCACACCACGUACUGGAAUGUAAUUUUGUGGCAUGUACUAUUUUCUUUGUAGUUCCAUAGCAUUAAUGCCCGGCUUCUGCAGUCAAUGGAGGCCAGAAAUCAGAGUGUUGAUGAGCUGCUAUCAGAGAUUGACCAAUCUAUUGCUGCCAGUCGCCAUACAAUGAGGUGAUGCAAGCUAUUGACCUCCAUACCUAAAACAAUUAUUAGAUUCCGUUUCUGCGAUAUGUGGAAUAAUCAAGGUCGACAUUAAUGAGACAAAGCGUUUCCAGCCAAAGCUGGUACAUGUUUAAACACUAACCGAGAGACCUUGAUUAGUACGGAAAUCGAAAAAACCGAAUCUACCGACUGUUUUGAAAAACAUAACGAAACAAACACCGUCGCACUGAACAUAGUUUACUAUAUUCCAAAACGAAUAUAGCCUGCGUGUAGCGUCUCCACACAGGCAAGAAAAGAAUAGACAUUGCUCUUGGAAAUAAAACAUUGCCCGCGCAACCAACAGUGUUAGUUUAGCCUUUACACAGACAUUGUUUUCUUUUGCUUUUCGAAAACCGACGAACACGCGAGCUCGCGAGCUCGCGAGAAAGAAAAAGAAAGAACUAUUUUUUUUCCGCUAGCGGUCAAAAAAUCCCCGCGGUUUAUUUUUUUGUUUUGUUUUAUUCAUACGCACCCUCGAUGAUCUCUUAACACAGUGAAUAAGCUAGUGUUAUACAGUUAAUUGCUUCCUGAUAAUCUGAAGCUUGCGGUGAUUUCCAGAUAGACUUAUUAAUUUUAUUUUUUAUUGGUGAAUUUCGCGCCAAACAGGUAUUAAAAGUCCUUUAUUAUUAUUUUUCUUCCUGGUUGGUUAUGCCAUUUUAAAGGACUUUUUAUACCUGUUUGGCGCAAAAUUCACGGGUCGAAAAUUCUGCCAGUUACGUCAUGCUAAUUGACCAAUAGGACAGUGAAUGAUAUUUCACACCUCUCCCGACACAGCAUAUGUGGAUCAUUUUUUUUUUCGCGUAAAUUUAUAAUGUGAUUCAAAUCCAUUCGGGCGAAACAUGUCGACUUCGAGACUUUGUCGCUCGCUCGGUCGCUGCGCGACCUCAUGUAUUGAAGCUUGCUUUGCUAACUUUUAAGAUCUUAUGAGAGGUCGACUUGUAGCAAGUCUAAUUUCAAAAAUUAACUGUAGGCUUUUAGUCAGUUAGAGGAAAGGGAGUGAGUACCAGGACAAACCGCGAGCAUUUGACUCAUUGGUGGGCACGGCAAGGGAUUGGGGGGGGGGGAUACUUGACAACGUUGGUUGGCACACUGUAAAUGCAUUAUGUUAAGAAUUCGCCUGGUGUUAGGGUUGGAAAAAGUUGUCCGAGAAUUUCGUUUCAAAUAGACUACCUCGAUGGAAUUGUUGGAGUAGAGAUCAAAGCUUUGCAGAAUAUCAGGAAAAGUGUGUUCUUUUCCGGUUACUGGGAAAGGGUGCACAGUCGAACCUCCAAAUGCGAUCACCUCUCGUAAGCGACCACCUUCCAUAAGCGACCGCCGAAACAAAACACACAAAUUUUCCCGGUCAAAGCCUUACAGUUGAAACCUCUAGUAAACGACCACCUCCUGUAAGCGACCACGACCUUUUUUGUGGUCUGACGGUUGAUGAAUUUCCAUUGCUUUUAACCUCUUGUAAGCGACCGCUUGACACAUUCUCUGAUCUCUAUGUUCGCUGUCUGCACUAAGCUACUUAGAAUAUACGAAGAACUUUAGUGACAACAUGGAACUACACAUGGCAUAACGUAGACAUUGAUGCAAUUCAAUUAACUUCUAUGGUUCGAUUCUUGUAAGUGACCACUCAGUCUUUGCCUUUUGUGGUAGUCGCUUACGGGAGGUUCAACUGUCCAAAAAUUGUGUUGCGUUUGUAACUUUAUUAAAAUGCCCCAGGGUUGUCCUGCCCGCUAUUCUUACCUUAGGGUGGGCUGGGGUGGGGUAUAUUGAUACCCAAGGGAUUGGAAUGUGAACAGUUCGGUUGUCAAACGUUCAAACGGGGUAUGUUGAAGUUCGGAAUCUACCAACAGCAUAGAUACAUAUUCUCUACACUCACUUACUCCCCAAGAAAGUCGGCGAUGUGGUAUAGUAUUGUAAGUCUAAUUUAUACUAAUAAUAGACGCAUUAUUUUGACUGUUUCUUUUCAGGCAGCUUGAUAAAAACGCUGAGGAAUUCAUAGAAGAAACAGACUGGGAGCAAGUUCAACUUCAGGUGAGUGCCGAAACAAUGGGAAGUUUUCGCAGGAAACGAUUUACCCCCUAUCUCGGUUGGUGAGCCUUGUAUUUGUUCGAUGUCUGUCAUGGAUGAAGUGUAGCCUAUCUGAAAUGUUUUUUUUUUUUACUUUUUUUUAGGCUGUACAGCGUUGUGUGACGGAUUGUCCAAUAUGUAUCAUGCCGCUUACAUCCAAGGGACUCUACAAAAAGAAGAACCAAUCUCGCCCCACUGUUCUGCUGUCGUGUUCACAUGUGUUCCAUGCCACGUGCCUGGAUGCAUUUGAAGAAUUCUCACUCGACAGAAAACCAGUGUGUCCCGUGUGCCGAUCACAUUAUUACAAGAAACUUCUGUAGCGGAUGAAAAUUCUUUUUAUUCUUGUACAACAGUGAUAAUAGUAUAUUUUCUCGACUGAUCACGACUGUCGAGAAGUAAACCCGUUUGUCCGGACCGCGAGAUCAUGUUGUCUUCCAUCUGGACAAGGAACAUUGCUUGUUAUUUCUUUUUCACUUAUUUGGUGGAUGGACGAAGAAAUCUUCCCACUCUCCUCGGGUUUUGAAUUAUUAAUCCUUCAAGUCCUUCAGGUAGCUGGCUGAACAAUCUUGCAUUUGUUGGUCAAAAUUUUAUCUUAAUUGAUUGAGCGUUUUGCAUGCAAAGUUUAUGGCUAAACGGUCAAACAUGCUCUUUUAACACGGCAUUGGACGAAGGUAUGUGUGUGAA
This is a messenger RNA of Porites lobata, 9974 nucleotides long. The record is from the annotation of a GenBank genome assembly. Lineage: Eukaryota; Metazoa; Cnidaria; Anthozoa; Scleractinia; Poritidae.